UCCCCUAGCCCCUUGCUGUUCAUUCAAAUUGUAAGAAUGACCCUAAGACCAUUUGGUGGGUAAAAUGACAAAGGGAAUACACUUCUGUUUUUCAGAAUUAAGUCAUUAAAGAUGGGCUGUAGCUUUACCAGGGAGGAGAGUCGCUGAUACUAACUGCUGUCCUGGAGGGACUUCAUUAGGGAAUGGAAUGUAAACAGUAUAUAUAAGUAUUAAAAUCUCCCUGGCCCACUUUGUGGGUUAUGGUAACUGCCUCAAAGGGCAUUCUGUGGAACCCUCACCUCACAUAGAACUGAGCUGGGAAGGGGCUCGGUGAUUCUUACCUAUUGGAACUGGAUGACACACUUGCAGGCCAAGGAGACCUGAGCUUUUGUGAAGUUCUAGCCAGCAAGUUGCACCAAGGUUUUAGGUGGCAGAGCUUGGCAUUGUGCCUUCAUCACAUGUCUGGAUGAGAUGUGUCCUACUGGUAAAUGUGUCCUACUGGGCCCCAGGGCACUCAUAUGUGGGUUAACUUAUUUUAUGAGUUGGUGUUGAGAUUUCUGGUGUGCUGAAAUAAUGCCUGCAUCAGUAGCUUGCCAGAACCCAAUAUUGAAAUAAACGUUUCUUUGACUACUUCUUCAUCUUUGAAAUUAAUGGAUGUAAAGGCAAGUUUUGAAUAGUGGUUAAAAUAUAUCUCUAGAAAACUUAAGGGAUAGUAAAAAAAUAUUUAAUGAUAUUCUUGCUGCAUCAGUUGUGCUGAAAUAAAGAAAGGGAAUCUUCGGGCUGCAACUUACAUUCUCACUGUCUUUUAUUGUAAUUAUUUUUUUUUUUUUUUAACUUCACCUGUCACUUAAGGACAGUUUCUUUCUCUUUCUGGAAUUAAAAUAGAGUUGUUUAUAGUUAAAAGCAUUGAGGUUCUCUCCCCCCACCUGUCUGAUUUUAGCAGCUGAAGGGAUUAAUACAGCUGCUAGAAAAGAAAAAGGAGGGGGCCUCUGAGCUAGUGAACAAGCUGUAUGAAAUCCUUGAAGUACAAGGAAUUUAAUGGAGGUAGAAAAUAAAGGACUGGUCUCAAACAAUCCUGUAAUUCAAUGCUAACCAAAACCUUAUUCAACAAUUUGAUUUUACAAAUGUAGAGACUGAAAUUUAGAUGAAUUUCGAAUAAUCUGUUUCAAGCCUCAAAACUAAUGCCAUUUGCUUCUGAAGCAAUCCUUAAUGCUGGUAAGCUUAUUUCUGAAUGGUUUGAGCUUGUACAGUUGGUUUAAUAAUAAGAGAGUGCCAGUGAUAAAACACUCUGAAUUUUUUUCUGUAACUAUAAUUAAGUGAUUACUAUAAUGAAAAAACUAGCCCAAAGAAUUGGUUAUAGUGUCUAAAGCAGGUAACUUGGGCCUUACCCCAUCUUGAAAUCCAGUCAGAGGAAAACAUUCUAAGAUUCAAAUUCUGAGUAAUGUGUUAGGAAGCAUUUACACUGUAAUCAUAAGACUUUGAAUUACCAACUCUCCAGGAAAAACUGGUUGAGCCACCUGUCUUUUCUGUAGUUGGAUACUGGUUGAAUAAAUUGUGAGUUUGGAUGCUGUGGGUUGUUUUGUUUUCAUUUUUUAAUUUCCUUCUAGGUAUUGAGCAUUUGUUGGUCUAAUCCUAUGCUCCAAAUAGUAAGCAUGGUAGUUUUUCAUCAUUCAGAAAAUCUUUUGCUGAGCUUUACUCUAGUAAAGCUAGAACAUUGGUCUAUUUUGGCAGAAUGACAUACUUAUCCAAAUUAAGGGGUAGAAAACCAGUGUAUUCCCCACUCCAGUUCCCUUCUUCCAAAAUAGAACCACAGUCUGGUUUAACAAGUUGGUCUACAGUUUCAUAAUACAAUCCCUACCCUUGUGACUAAGCUCUCUCCCUGGCAGUCUGGUUCAUCUUAGAUUGAUGUCUGAAGGGCUAACAUUACCUAGGAAGGUCUGUAGAAACUAUGAAGUACAACCCAUUUGUGGUUGGUUUUUUGUUUGUUUUGGGUGAGUGGGUAAACGGAGGCAUAGAGAGGCAGAGUGACUUAGUUCUUAAUACUUCAUACUAAGAGUCAGAUUUUUUUCUUACCUUAGUGGAAGCCUGAGCAUAUAAAGACUUGUUUUUUUUCUCAUUUAGCUCCGACUCCUGGUCGUUAUCACCACUCACUGCCUUCCUUGUUCUGAUUCUCAGUGUCUGUUUCACUGAAACAGGCUGAUCCUUGGGGGACAGAGUAGAACAGCUAUUCUUCUAGUGGUAUUCUAUGGCCUAUAAGAAAAACUUAGGGUUUGUUUGAGGAAGGAAGGGAGGAGGGCACAUCUGGGAAAGGAUGGAAAGCAUGCUAUUCCCCACCCCACUCUUAGGCCUGUGCUCCCCAUUUAGAGACUAAUAGGCUGCUUAGACUGUUCUUUUCACCUUAAAAUUGUUUUUUGUAGGUUUUGUUGGUUUGGUUUGGUUUGGUUUGGUUUGGUUUUGGUAGGACAUGGGAGAUGGGGAGAGGGAUGUGUUCUUACUGGACCACUGAAAUAUGUUUGGGGAAGGUUGCUGUUGCCUGUCACCUUUGUCUAAUCCUGUGUGGUGACUUUCAUUCUCAGAUUUAAAAAUUCUGUGUUUCCUGUGAGGCAUGUUGUACCAAGUUGGGCUGCAUAACUCACCUUUGUUUUUUUCCUUCCCUCUCCUUCUUUAUUCCCCUUUUUUGCUUUUCUCCUCCAGCUAUGCUUCCUGUGUCUUCAGCCUUGAAUGUCACUGCUGCCUUAGGGCAGCCUGAAUCUACCCUUCCCCCUUCUUGUUCCCUGGCUCCCCAACAAUGCCCUCUGGCAACCCCUAACCAGCCUUCCCCAUUUCUUUCUCCCUCUAGUGUUGCUUCAACCCCUUUUGAAGCUCCUUUUCCCCAGUCAUCCUCUGGGACAGCCCUGCCUUUGGGAGUUGUCCCUUCCCCCACUCACACCCCAGCUUUCCUGCCAAACCUACUAGGGCCUCCCAUCUCCCCAGCUGCCUUAGCUCUGGCCUCUCCCAUGAUAACUCCAACUCUGAAAGGCGCCCAUUCUUCUUCAGCUCCCUUGGCUCUGGUGGCCUUGGCUCCCCACUCAGUUCAGAAGAACUCUGCUCAUCCACUUAACCCUCUUAGUUCACCUCCUUCGAUUGCUGUGACUAAGUCAGGGUCAGUGACCUCCCUGUCAUCUCCCAUUGCUUCCUCAGAACCAAAGACCUCUCCUAUUCAAGACCCCUUACAAGUAGACCCUCGAAAAAUUACCCCCGUCCCUCCAAGUAUAGUCAGUGCUGUUCCUGCCCAUGUUGGAACUCCCUUGGCCUCUGUUCAGUCUGGAGUAGCCUCAUGUCCUCCGAUGCCACCCACCACUCCCCUAGCCAUCACUCCCCCUCAGUUCAGAGACAUCCCUGUUUCCUCAGCUCUGACUUCUCAACAAAACAAGGAAAGCCUCAGCCUAAAGGGACCCCAUAGUUCACCUGCUGCCUUAUCUGUUUCAACCCAGUCUAUUUCUGUGUCUCCCAACAUCUCUCCAGUUUUUCUCCCUUCUCUAGUCUCUCACCCUGUACCUUUACAUCAGAGUUCUCUUGGUUCUCCUAUUCAGCCCUUAGGUCAAACAGGCCAUAAUGUUCUGUCACAUGCUAUACGGGAUGCCACUUCUGCAGAUCGUUCUUCCACAGGGACCUCUUACCCUUCUCAGAGAUCUGUAAUUCCUCCCCCUCCUUCCAAAAAUGAGGUGACUUCUGCUGCUGUGGCUGCUUUUCCAGCAGGGACUCGAGAUUCCCCUUUGACUCUUUCUGGUGACAAAGAUCCCUCUGCUGUCACUGGCAUAGCCUCCUACAACCCCUCUGGUUCAUUAAAUGUAGCUACCUCUUCUCCAUUAUCUCCUACAGCCUCUCUCAUUCUCAAAGGUUCUCCUGAUGCCACUCAUCAUCAGCCUUUGGUGGCCCAAAUUCCUGCUUCUCCAGAGAGUCCAAGCUUGAAAGAAGCUCCUGUUUGUUCUGUUGGAACCACCCCAUUUGUUAUGGCUAACCCCUCUACAGUUUCUGCAGCACCUACUACCUUUGAGAUAGCUACUUGUGUCUCUCCUCCAGUUUCAUCAGGUCCCAUAAGUAGUAAGGACUCCACUUCCCAUACUGCCCUUGUUAUGACUCCUGUGGCUCCCAAAGAGCUUUCUGGUCCUCAAGUAACAGCCCCUCUGGGAAUACCAGUCUCUCCUCCUCUGCCAGCCCCUGAGAACCCCAAAAGUCUCCCUGCAUCAGUAUUGGUAAAGUUACCAACACAGAAAGAUCUCCAGACGUCACCUGCCUCUGUUGCUGGAGCCCCUGUUUCACCAGUCCAGGCAGGAUUCCCUAUCAAGAAAGACCCUACUCUAAUACCAUUGGCCCUGGCAGCCCCUAAAAAUCCCCCCUCUUCCCAAAGUACAUCAUCAUUGGAGAUCCCUCUUUCCCCUGAAACCACCUUAACAAAGAAAAGCCUUGUAGAGCCUCUCCCUCUAGUUAUGCCAGUCAAUACUACUCCCUCUCUGGGUGUUAACUCUCCAACCUCUGUAAUCAAGACAGAUCCUGAUGCAAGCCCAGACCCCACGAGUCUGCUUCCCAGAAGUUCUCUCCCUACCCCAACCAUGGCUACAUUUUCUGCUGCCACUGCUGGGGUGGCUCCUACCACUAUAGCCAGCCCUUUACUAGGAGCUGUCUCUUUGGCUCAUAAAAGCCACCCAGAUAAGGAGGUUAGUUCCACUCUUACUAUUUUACCUUUGGUUCCACCAGCCUCCGAAAGUUGCCCUGUGGCUCCAACUGUGACUUUACCCCCCCAGAAUGUUUCUGCUUUUCCAGCUGCCAUGGCACUGGCCCCCGAAAUUCCCAAGUCUGAGCCCUUUCCCUCUCUUCCUCCUCAAGGUGCAAAGAAAGUUCAUGGUAUUUCUCAUACCUCGGCAUUGGAACCUGUGGCUUCCUCUCCUGAAGGGCACCCAACCAAGGACUCUGAUUCUUCUGUUAAUACAUCUUCUCAAGGAACUUCCCUAGCUGACUCCACAUCUCGUUUAGGGACUAGUGUGUCUCCCCAAACUAAAAGACGUCCAACCAAGAAGGGUUCAACUACUUCUACCUUAACUCUUUCUAAAAGUAUACCUGCUAUCCCUGAUACUCCUCCUGGAAAUCACUCAUCCCCUAUUUCUCCAGUUGAAGCUUCCUUUCUUCCAGAGGCCAAUCUUUCUUUUCAAGUCCCUAAAGGGUCACUGGCCAAGAAGCAUUCCCCUACUCCAUCCCCCAAAGAGGCCCCAGAUACCCCAUCUCCCAAAGAGGCCUCCACUCCCCCAGCUGUGGCUCCUCCCUCCCCCAAAAAGUCCCAAGCAGCUCCAUCACCCAAGAGAGCCCCAGCUACUCCAUCUCCCAAAGGAACCUCCACUGCCCCAGCUGUGGCUCCCCCCGCCCCCAAAGGGGGCCCAACAACUCUAUCCCCUAAAGAGACAUCCACUCCAGCAGUGAAUCCUUCCUGCCCCAAAGGGGCUCCCACCCCCCAGGCCAUAGCUCCUCCCUCCCCCAAAGGGGGCCCAGCAACCCCAUCCCCUAAAGAGCCUUCCACUCCUCCAUCUAUGACUCCUUCCUCCCCCAAAGAGUCCCCAGCUACCCAACUUCCCAGAGGGGCCCCUACCCCAGAAGCUGUGGCUCCUGCCUCUCCCAAAGAGUCCCAAGCAACUCCAGCCCCCAAAAAGUCCCAAGCAACUCCAGCCCCCAAAAGAACCCCAGCUACUCCAUCUCCCAAAGGGGCCUCCACCGCCCCAGCUGUGGCUCCCGCCUCCCCCAAAGGGGGCCCAGCAAUUCCAUCCCCUAAAGAAACCUCCACUCCCCCAGCUAUGACUCCUUCCUCCCCCAGAGAAUCCCCAGCUACCCAACCUCCCAACGGAGCUCCCACUACCCCGGCUGUGGCUCCUGCCUCUCCCAAAGAGUCCCAAGCAACUCCAGCCCCCAAAGGGGGCCCAGCAACCCCAUCCUCUAAAGAGACCUCCACUCCACCAGCUAGGACUCCUCCCUCCCCCAAAGGGGGCCCAGCAACCCCAUCCUCUAAAGAGACCUCCACUCCACCAGCUAGAACUCCUUCCUCCCCCAAAGCUGCCCAACCUCCCAGAGAGGCCCCCACCCCUCAAGCUGUGGCUCCUGCCUCUUCCAAAGAGUCCCAAGCAACUCCAGCCCCCAAAAGAGCCCCAGCUUCCCCACUUCCUAAAGGGACCCCCUUUGUCCCAGCUGUGGCUCCUCCCUCCCCCAAAAAGUCCCAAGCAACUCCAGCCCCCAAAAAAGCCCCAGCAACUUCAUCUCCCAAAGGGUCCCCUAAUGCCCCAGCUGUAGCUCUUCCCUCCCCCAAAGAGUCCUCAGCUACCCAACCUCCCAAAGGAGCCCCCACUCCCCCAACUGUGGCUCCUCCCUCCCCGAAAGGAGGACCAGCAAUUGUAUCCCCUAAAGAGACCCCCACUUCCCCAAUAAUGACUCCUCCCUCCCCCAAAGGGGCCUCAGCUGCCUCAUCUCUCAAAGGGACCCUUACUCCCUCAGCUGUGACUCCUUCCUCCCACAAAGAGUCUCCAGAAACCCCAGCCCCCAAGGGGGCCCCAACAACCCCACCUCCCAAGCGGGCCUCCACUCCCCCAGCUCUGACUCCCUCCUCCCCCAAAGAGUCUCUAGCUACCCCAUCCUCCAGAGGGACCUCAGCAACUCCAUCUCCCAAAAGAGCCCCAGGGACUCCAUCCUCCAAAGGAACCUCAGCAGCUUCAUCCCCCAAAAGAGCACCAGCUACCCCAUCCUCCACAGGUGCCCCCACUCCCUCAUCUGAGACUUCUCCCUCACCCAAAGAGGCCCCUAUAUCUCCAGUUUCAGUUACUUGUCCCUUGGGGUCCACUGCCCCUCAGGCACCUAAAGGCCUACCAAUAAUGAAAGGUCCCACAGCUCUCAAACCAGUACUUGUUGCCCCAGCUCCAGAAAGUGCACCAGUUGUCAUAGUUCCCUCUGAGAAAGAUCCACUGGCCAAGAAGAGUUCUGCUACUCCACCUCCUGUGUGCCCCGAUCCCUCAGCCAAGAAUGGUACUAAAGGACCCCUUUCUACAAUGGCUCCAGCCCCUCUACUGACAGUCUCUGCUCAGAAAGCCUCUUCUCCAAAGACUCCCAAAACCCUUCCUGUUUCUCCGUUAAAAGGCAAAGAUUCUUUUCAUUCCCCAAAGAGCCCCUUGGCUCUUGCUCCUGAGUCUGUGACAUCUACCCCUCUAGCAACAGCUUCCUCUGAGAAGGUCCUUCCUAAUGCUGGAUCAGCAUCUGUCUCUCCAGCACCCACCCCACCAGUCUCUCUGCCUCUCCCUCCCUCCCCAGUUCCCCCUCUGCUUCCUAAACAGCAAUUUCUGCCGUCCUCACCUGGGCUGGUGCUGGAAUCACCCUGUAAGCCCUCAGCCCCUGCUGAUGAGGAUGAGCUGCCGCCUCUGAUUCCCCCGGAACCAAUCUCGGGGGGAGUGCCUUUCCAGUCGGUCCUCGUCAACAUGCCCACCCCUAAACCUGCUGGGAUCCCUGCCCCAACCCCCUCUGCCAAGCAGCCUGUUCUGAAGAACAACAAGGGUAUUUGCCUUGGUUUGCUGUGUGCAUGGUGUGUCGCCCACACCCCUCCUGGGGCUACCCACCGAUACUAACCCUAGGAUGCGCCGCUUUCUCCAGUAUAUCUGCUUGUGUUUGGACAUAGAACAUAGAAUUAUACCAUUUUAAAUGUAAAAGCUCUAGGUAUAUGAAACAAUCUUGGUUUUCAUCACCUCAGAUAGUGUGUUUUGUAUUAUCUUGUGUAAUGUGGUCCAGGCUAACCCUGGAUCUGCCAUUGUUCUUACCUGAAUGAUCUGACAUUGAAAACCAAGACCUAUUAGACUCUUUAAUUUGCUCUAAUCUCUGCCACAUGACUAACUUUGUCCCUGGGCCUGGAAUUUGCUAAAAUGCUAGGAAAUAUGGAACUAUUUGAGUUUCUUUUCACUUCUUAGAUUUAGUAAUGACCAGUGCCCAAGGGACUCCCUUUCCAAGACCUUUUCCUAGCCUGAGAAUGGUGCAGGUGUAUGCUUUUUUUCCUCUCAGUAGUCUUUAUUGAUGCUUGGCCUUUUGAUUGAGGUAAACUUAAAAUGUGUGAAUUAUAUUUGGAAGAUGGGAGAGAGAGGUCACAGGACAGAAUCUAACAGAGGUGAGUGUUAGAACUACAGGUGGUUAAUCAUUGAGAAUCUUCAAGCUAAGUUCAUUAGACCAAAUUGCUAGAGUAAGUGGUUUGAAAAUAAGGCUAAAUGUGUGUACACAACUGUUUCUGGCCUUCCCCAACCCAAUAUAAAGGAUAAGGGGAAAACGUCCUCUCUGGCCUGCCUCCACAAUGUGAACUUACUGCCUUUUCACCUAAAUAUAACUGGAGAUACUUUGUCUGCCAGAACCUCUUUGGGAUGGUUGAGCAAUUGGGUAAAAUUUGGAGUUAGGUAGGUCAUUGGUAUUUGCCGGUGCCAGUGAGUAAACACCUUGAGAGAAAGGAAGCAGUUACAGUUUAUAAAAUGCUUGGCCUGUAACUAGUAAUUACCUCAUUUCUGGGGCCGGGUCUUUAAUGGAUGUGUACACACUAGUUUGUGACUAAGUUGGAGGCUGUCAAGCUGGCUUCACACAAGUCAGUUGGUUUACACUUAACUUUGUGAGGUCUAGCAUAAGCCAGUGACCUCUAGUCCAGGCAGGCUAUGGUGAGGUGCCUCCUCCUCAUAAUGUACUUUAAAAUAGUAAAAGUUAUUUGUCA
Molecule: messenger RNA, 8725 nt
Organism: Prionailurus viverrinus (fishing cat)
Lineage: Eukaryota; Metazoa; Chordata; Mammalia; Carnivora; Felidae
Product: nascent polypeptide-associated complex subunit alpha, muscle-specific form-like
Exons: 1
Coding region: 2676-7610 (1644 amino acids)
Source: RefSeq, a predicted model, not a curated record